AGCAAAGAUGGGGAAACCUCGGUCUUCAAUGGCCUAUCUCGUAGCUGCGAUUUUGGUGGCGACUUUGAGUUUGCCAUCGGUGAUGGCUACUGACUACGUCUACUCUUCUCCACCACCUCCUUACUAUGCAUACAAUUCACCUCCACCACACAUUUAUUACUCUCCUCCACCUGUUUAUCACUCUCCACCUCCUCCAGCUUAUUACUCGCCACCACACAAAUCUCCUCCACCACCUAAGAAAGACUACGAAUAUAAGUCACCUCCACCACCCAAGGAGUACAAGUACAAGUCUCCUCCACCCCCAGUUAAGAUGCCGUCACCGCCCUAUUACAUCUAUGCGUCACCUCCACCGCCUCCCUACCACUAUUAGAUCUCUAUGCCUUUUAUUACUACAUGAAGUAAAAUGAAGAAAAUAUUCAUAUCAAAUAAAGGGACGGCCUAUGAAGAUGAUUACUACACACAAAGCAAGGCCUCCAUCUCUAGUUAUUUAUGCGAUGUAAUAAUCCAUGUUUAUUUAAAGAUUUAGUUUUGGUGUAUUCAUAUAUAUUCAACAUUAUUAUUGAGGAGUUAAUAAUGAGGUUCCAAAGCUAUAGUCAAUAA
Molecule: messenger RNA, 600 nt
Organism: Momordica charantia (bitter melon)
Lineage: Eukaryota; Viridiplantae; Streptophyta; Magnoliopsida; Cucurbitales; Cucurbitaceae
Biological process (GO): plant-type cell wall organization
Molecular function (GO): structural constituent of cell wall
Source: RefSeq, a predicted model, not a curated record